AUGGCCAGCCACGGUGGCAUGCUCUUCGGCAUCAUCCACAUCCUCGCCAACUUCGGCCUCGUCAUCAUGGACACCGGCUUCUUCGUCAAAGCCUUCAGCGCCCGCCCCCAAGCCGUCGUCCCCGGCUACGUCGUCGGCGGCCUCGCCUACUUCGCCAUCCCCUGGUGCCUUGGCACCCUCAUGAGCUCCAUCGCCCUCGGCCUCGAAGACUCCCCAUCUUCCCCACCUACCCCCGCCGCAUGCGCCGCCGCCAUCCUCAUCAUCACCUUCAUGGCCGUCACCUCCACCCUCUCCGCCCAGGUCAUCGCCGUUUCCUCCAUCAUCAGCUUCGACAUCUACCGCCAGUACGUCAACAAGGCCGCCACCGACCGCGACGUCAUCAAGUGGAGCCACGUCGGCGUCGUCUUCUUCGGCCUCUUCUCCGCCUGCUUCUCCACCAUCCUCCACUACGGCAAGGUCGAUCUCGGCUGGACCCUCUACAUGCUCGGCGUCCUCACCUGCCCCGGCAUCUUCCCCACCACCUUUGCCAUCCUCUGGAAGAAGCAGUCCACCGCCGCCGCCGUCGCUGUCCCCUGCACCUGGGGUACCGCCGCGUCGGCCCUUUCCCCCGCCGUCUACUCCAUCAUCAUCUCCCUCGCGAAGCCCGCCAACUUUGACUGGGCCGACUUCUCCAAGGAGAAGCUCACGCUCGAAGAUCCCUCCACCUCAAACAGCGAAAGCAACGACUCGGCUGUGAAUUCCGCCGACGAGGGCCUCUCCACCUACCAGGAGAACAAGGUGCUCCUCAAGCGCUGGGGCCGGAUCGCGUCCAUCUGGUCGCUGGCCACCUUUUUCGGCCACUGGGUCCUUUGGCCUUUGCCCAUGUACGCGUCCAAGUACAUUUUUGAAAAGGGCUUCUACGUCGCCUGGCUCGUUGUAGCCAUCAUCUGGGUGUGGGGUACCAUGUUCAUUACGGGUUUCUACCCCAUCAUUGACGGCAGGGAGCAGAUCUGGAACGUCAUCAAGCUGCUCCGAAACGGUCAACAAAAGACGAUUGAGGGCAGAGAGAGUAGUGUGGAUGGCGAGGAGGGCGUUGUUGUUGAGAAAAAGUCUUAG
Molecule: messenger RNA, 1095 nt
Organism: Parascedosporium putredinis
Lineage: Eukaryota; Fungi; Ascomycota; Sordariomycetes; Microascales; Microascaceae
Source: the annotation of a GenBank genome assembly